Zalophus californianus (California sea lion) is the source of this 2981-nucleotide messenger RNA. Its product is annotated as 60S ribosomal protein L30-like. Gene Ontology annotation, molecular function: RNA binding; structural constituent of ribosome. Gene Ontology annotation, cellular component: cytosolic large ribosomal subunit. The coding region runs from base 62 to 409 and encodes 115 amino acids. The transcript has a single exon. NCBI's taxonomy places the organism in Eukaryota, Metazoa, Chordata, Mammalia, Carnivora, Otariidae. The record is from RefSeq and is a predicted model, not a curated record.
UGUGGCUGGAUUUUUGGUGGCUGGUUUUAGGUUGGGGCUGUCCUGCAUCUAAGGCAGGAAGAUGGUGGCCACAAAGAAGACAAAAAAGUCACUGGAGUUGAUCAACUCCAGGCUCCAGCUUGUUAUGAAAAGUGGAAAGUACCUGCUGGGGUACAAGCAGACUCUGAAAAUGAUCACACAUGGCAAAGCGAAACUGGUCAUCCUCGCCAACAACUGCCCAGCCUUGAGGAAAUCUGAAAUAGAAUACUAUGCCAUAUUGGCCAAAACUGGUGUCCAUCACUACAGUGGCAAUAAUAUUGAAUUGGGCACAGCAUGUGGGAAAUACUACAGAGUAUGCACACUGGCUAUCAUUGAUCCAGGUGAUUCUGAUAUCAUUCGAAGCAUGCCAGAACAGACUGGUGAAAAAUAAAUCACGCAAAAUUUUUCUUUAAUAAAACUGGCCACAGCUUGUUUAAAAAAAAAAAAAAACAAAAACUGUGGCUGAAAUAGUUUUCCAGAUAAGUGGGUCCUUUUCUUAGGUAGGCCCCCUUACAAUUCAGGCGCUGCUUGUGAAGGUCUUGUUCCUAGGAUUUACUGGUGUGGUUGUUCUUCCUUCAGCAAGUAGCAGUAAAGAUAGAAAUCUAGUAAGGGACCAAGAGAGGUGGGGGGAGAGAGAGAGAGAGAGAGAGAGAGAGAGAGAGGGAGAGAGAGGGAGAGAGAGGGAGAGAGUGUGUGUGUGUGUGUGUGUGUGUGUGUGUGUGUAGGAGUGAGAAGUUCUAGUAACUGGAAUUGUUACCGAACAUUUUUUCCUUCCCUCUUGUGUGCCUAGUGUUGAUUUUUCAGUUACUCUAAAUCACAAGGGCUCUUAGUUUAUUUGACCUAUGUUCUGUCUGGAUAGCUUCUUUAAAAAUAAUUGCUGUUCCAUUUUGUUGGAUUUGAUUAUAUCAGUGUGCCUAAGUUUAAUGUUUUAAUGACUCCCUUUUGUAAAUUGAAUGUGUGGGCAAGCCGGUCUGUGAAAGGCCUGAAUCCUGUAUGUGAUGAUAAUUACUCCUUUUUUGAGGGCAGUAGCUUUGACCUAAAAUUCUUUCCACUUUGAGUAUAUAUGUUAGGGAUCUAAAUAUACAGAAAGCUUAAAAGAAGCAGUUAAAUGUGCCAUAAAGCCACUUGAUUAUAUGUUUUUAGAAUUGGAAGUGACAGUGGGUAAUGACACUAAUGAAAAUGAGCGUAUACUGAUGAAAAAUGUAUAUGUAGGUAAAAAUUUAGUCACUUCAGUGGAGAGUCUCUGCAGGUUAUAGAAAUAGGAGUAAUUCUCUUUAUACAGAAAAAAGAUAUAGUACUUUAUAAAACAAAAUCAGUUUUUUAUGAAUUAAAGGUCCCUGAGUAGUACAAUAAGAAUCCUUUUACCAUGUCCAGAUAACCACCACCCCACCUUUCUUUCCUGGAGAGAAAGUUAGAAAAGUUAUCUCUUUAAAAAAAAAUUUUUUAAGAUUGCCAUCAAAAACUAAUGAUGUAAUGUAUGGUGAUUAACAUAACAAUAAAAAAUAAAAAUAAAAAUUUUUUUAAGAUUGCCUUAUUGGAAUAAUUAGAAUAGUAAAUAAGGGAAUUUGUAACAAAUACUAAUUUAUUAGUAUGUCUGAUUUUAGGUGAAGAUUCAGUUGAACUCUUGCCAAUUUGAUGGGCUGGACAAGUUUCUUCUUCAAUAAUUUCAUGAACAUUCAAAAAUCUGUAACUUCCUGUUGUCAUUUCCAGGAAAUACAUGAAAUCUUUCCUUAUUGCUGUUAGAAUGUUCUGUGCUUGAAGAGGGCAUAGGUGAUACACCUGACAAUGGGAAGAGAAGAUGUUUUGGGAAUGCCAUCUGCCAGAAUUGUGGGCAACAGGAAUGAAGAGUCAGAAAACAUCUUUCCUGAUGUUUUUUAUUUUCCAUAUACUCUUAAGGCAAGGAAAUAGCUUUUUUGUUAAACUGAAUGAUUAAGGGCAUGUGAACUUUUUCUUCACCUCUCAGAAGCCCUUGACCGCUAUAGAAUAGGUUUGGUAGGAAAAUGAAUAAAUUAUUUUCCUGGUGAAUUUGAUGUUUUGGGAGUAAAGUGGGCUCAGAAUCAUUGCCUCCUGCUGCAAAAUAUUAGAGAGAAAUAAGACAGCUAAGUUGUGUUGCAUCAGAAUAGAAGAAUUGGAAUUUAUUUCAAUAUGUCAGAGGCCCCUGGAUUUAAUGUAAUUAGUGGCCUUGGCCUCCUCUUUGCAUUCAAUAAGGAAUAUGUAAGCUUAUAACAAAUUUGAACAGAGGCAAUUGUACUUUUGAGAUUUGUCUGCUAUGUUCCAGCUUGUCACUGAGGAAAUGGCUUCGUUGAGAUUCUAAAGUGUCACUGAAAAGAAUUUGAGACCUUGGUAUCUUGUAUCCUGUGUAAUAAGUGUGGCCAGCCCCAUUUGGGGGCAAAUACUGGCCUUCAUGUUCUUAGACUAAAUUGUUUUCAACUAAAAAUGAAAUAAAUCUGUUGCAUCUGAAUGUAAUACCUGUCAUUGAGAAAACAGUGAUUGUUGGAUUUCAUGGUUGUCAGUUCUAAGAGCAUUCAGUACUGUGGUUGUCUUUGGAAAUUUGAGAACCAUUUAUCUUUGAACAUGGGUUUCUAAAAAUUGAAUUUUACUGCCUAUGAAAAGUAUUGUUGGUCUAGGAUUUGAAAGACCUGAAUUCUAAUUCCACUCUAAUUACUCACUAACCAGGAACAUUGUGCAAAUCAGUUCAUCAGCCUGGGCCAGCAUCCUUAGGGGUUCAAGAGAAAUCUUAUAUGAAAAAAACAAAAACAAAAAACAGCUUACUUUAUAUAUAUAGAUAGAUAUAGAUAAAUCUUACAUGAAUUUUUGUUGAUUAUUGUAACUAUCUAGUUAGGUAGAGCUCACAGAUCUACUAGGCACUACAAUAUGAAUAGGGUCUUAGAAUUUUCUCAUGUGUUGGCAUCUCAUGUUUCUUUCAACCCUUUGCUUUUGUCCUCUACUAAUUUAUACUUUUU